Amyelois transitella is the source of this 619-nucleotide messenger RNA. RefSeq names its product cytidine deaminase-like. Gene Ontology annotation, molecular function: zinc ion binding; cytidine deaminase activity. The coding region runs from base 120 to 563 and encodes 147 amino acids. Gene Ontology annotation, cellular component: cytosol. The record is from RefSeq and is a predicted model, not a curated record. NCBI's taxonomy places the organism in Eukaryota, Metazoa, Arthropoda, Insecta, Lepidoptera, Pyralidae. The transcript is spliced from 2 exons.
CACCAUCACAACUUCAUGACCAACAACUUGUUAUUUAUUCAGUUGGCCGCUGGCCCGCGAAGACUUCGCACGAAUACGCGCAUGCGAUUUUAACCACUCCACGAAAAUAUUUACGCGUAAUGGGAAACUUCAAAAUCGUUGAUUUUAACGAAUUGGACGAAGUAGCGCAAACAUUGGUGAAAGAAGCGGUGUCAGUGAGAAAAAGAGCGUAUUGUCCUUACUCGAACUUCGCCGUAGGAGCCGCGCUGGUGACAGAGGUUGACUCCAAAGUGUACACUGGCUGCAACGUUGAAAAUGCUGCUCUCGCGCCCUCAAUUUGCGCUGAGAGAUGCGCAGUGCCCAAGGCGGUUUCCGAAGGUUACACGAAGAUGUCCAGAAUAGCCGUGGUCGCCCAACAAGAAGAAUUCACGGCUCCGUGUGGAUUCUGCCGACAAACCCUCAGAGAAUUUUGCGCAUCCGAUGGAGACAUGGUUAUCUACCUGAGCAAACCCACCAUGGACAAAGUGCUGUGUACAAAACUGUCGGAACUGUUACCGAUCUCCUUCGUCACAUUUAAAGAGUAGAAUCAAGUUCUCAUGAACCUUAUGUUGAAAAUAAUAAGUGCAUUCAUUUAAAUAUA